Molecule: messenger RNA, 4300 nt
Organism: Acanthopagrus latus (yellowfin seabream)
Lineage: Eukaryota; Metazoa; Chordata; Actinopteri; Spariformes; Sparidae
Product: septin-7-like
Exons: 13
Coding region: 268-1557 (429 amino acids)
Biological process (GO): cytoskeleton-dependent cytokinesis; cilium assembly
Cellular component (GO): septin ring; cell division site; microtubule cytoskeleton
Molecular function (GO): molecular adaptor activity; GTP binding; GTPase activity
Source: RefSeq, a predicted model, not a curated record
UCUGCUUGUUUUGCUCCCGAGGAAAAACAGUUGGGACAUUUUUUCCACCGAACUACAUCUGGUAGUAGUAUCCGAGAGCGGCCAUAUGUAAUUUAAUCCCAUUCAUUCAUUUUCAUACGCACCUCGCCUCUUUUUGCGAACACCAGACUAAGGUUUUGGGGGCUGAAAUACGGCGUGUUUCUCUCCGCUCCGCCAUUCUUUUGGACGUUCAUCAGUUUAUGCCUCGGUGACUGUCCGUUGCAGGCUGGGUGGUGACAGCAUAGCACAAUGAUCGAACGACCAGAGACCGCGGUUCCCAGCAUCGCUCAGCGGAACCUGGAGGGCUAUGUGGGCUUCGCCAACCUCCCCAACCAGGUGUAUCGGAAGUCGGUCAAAAGAGGGUUUGAGUUUACAUUAAUGGUUGUUGGUGAAUCUGGUCUUGGGAAAUCGACACUCAUCAACUCCCUUUUCCUGACUGACUUGUACUCCAAGGAUUACCCCGGGCCCUCCCAGCGCAUCAAGAAGACUGUGCAGGUUGAGCAGUCCAAAGUGCUGAUUAAGGAAGGAGGGGUCCAGCUGACACUCACUAUUGUGGAUACACCUGGGUUCGGGGAUGCAGUGGACAACAGCAACUGUUGGCAGCCAGUCAUAAACUACAUUGACAGUAAGUGCGAGGACUUCCUGAACGCAGAGUCGAGGGUCAACCGCAGGUCCAUGCCCGACAACAGAGUCCACUGCUGCCUGUACUUCAUAGCGCCCUCUGGACACGGUCUGAAGCCGCUGGACAUCGAGUUUAUGAAGAGACUCCAUGACAAAGUCAACGUCAUCCCUCUCAUUGCAAAAGCAGACACUCUGACUCCAGAGGAGUGCCAGCUUUUUAAAAAACAGAUAAUGAAAGAGAUACAGGAGCACAAAAUAAAAAUUUAUGAGUUCCCGGACACAGAGGAUGACGAGGACAACAAACUCAUCCGAAAGAUCAAGGAGAAGAUGCCACUGGCAGUGGUGGGCAGCAAUGUGGUCAUCGAGGUGAACGGCAAGAAGGUCAGAGGUCGCCAGUACCCAUGGGGCGUGGCAGAAGUGGAGAACGGGGAACACUGUGACUUCACUGUGCUACGCAACAUGCUGAUCAGGACCCAUAUGCAAGAUCUAAAGGAUGUCACCAACAAUGUCCACUACGAGAAUUACCGCAGUAAGAAACUUGCUGCUGUCACCUGUAAUGGAGUGGACACUACCAAGACCAAGGGCCAGCUCACCAAGAGUCCCCUGGCACAGAUGGAGGAGGAGCGCAGAGAGCAUGUGAUGAAAAUGAAGAAGAUGGAGGCAGAAAUGGAACAGGUGUUUGAAAUGAAGGUUAAAGAGAAGAAGCAGAAACUCAAGGACUCAGAGGCUGAGCUGGAGCGACGCCACGAACAGAUGAAAAGGAACUUGGAGGCGCAGUACAAAGAGCUGGAGGAGAAGAGACGAGUUUAUGAGGACGAGAAGGCCAACUGGGAAGCUCAGCAGAGAAUCCUGGAGCAGCAGAAACUGGAUGCCUCCAAGACAAUGGAGAAGAACAAGAAGAAAGGAAAAAUCUUUUGAAGAGAGACACGUCCUGUUCCUUCAAUUUUACAAAAAAAACUCAUAUAUUCUCCCUCCCCCCUGAAGUUCGCAUCUACUGUGGUGCUCAGAACAUACACACACAUAAACAGAUAUGAGGCGCAUCACAUUCCACAACAUCCCUCAGUGUUACAUUUAACAUGCACCACAUGUGACAUGAUCGCCAUCUACACUCACACACAUAAACACAUCCAGAUGCCCACAUGCUCGUCUCUCUGCAGGGUUUCACUGCAUCUGUUAAAACCUUUUCUUUCCAUGGGGAAUGCAUGUUUUUGUGAAAUUCUAUUUUCCUAUAUUUCCUGACAAAGAGGAGAAGCCCGAGUUCCUCUGAGCUACAGUAUGGAGUUAACACAUGGCAGGGACCAUGCAUAGCCAUUUGUACACAAGUAGUAGUUAUAUGUUCUCUACAUAUUCCAUCGAUCUGCAGAUAGACGUACUAUCCCUCUCCUUGAUGCUCUUUCUUUUAUUGUUCUCGAAGAUUUAACACAAGUGUCUACACAAUUAACACACCCAUGUCAUGAAGACUUCAAUGAGAGUGUUUCAGGUGAAGGAAGAGUGUAUGUGAGGGAAGGCAACUGAAUCAGAUGGCAGCUGAGGAAGGAGAAGUCAGGGGAAUUGAGGCCCGGUCACACCAGAGAGUGGCACAGCCUCUAGGGCUUGUUAAUAAACUACUGUAACUAGCAAGCUAACGGCUAAUAGGCCAUCAGGUAACUCGCUUGCACUGUUGAGUUUGAGAAGCUUUUUAACUUUAUAUUCCUAUUUUCUUAGUAUUGAGCCAUUUACUCCUCCCUCGGAAUGCCGUUCUUGGGAUGUAUUUGUUAUUUGAUAAAGAGUUACUGAAGGCUGGGGAAAAAAACUCUUUGAUUAGUGUCUCAGUUAACAUUGCCCGUUUGCUAAUACGUCUUUUUGGAUAAAACAAUACAUUUCCUCAGUUAGCAAAUUUCCACCAUUGGCUAUGUCUUUUGAAUAAAAUAGUAAGUUUACCAACGUUAGCAAAUACAUGUUUGGAUAGUAAGAUAAUAAGUUUCAACCGUUAGCAAGUACAUUUUGAAAAUAAAUUGUUAGUUUCCAAUGUUCGCAAAUACGCUAAAACUUUGGAAGUGAAACUGUAGGUUUCCACCGUUAGCUAAAGCGUCUUUUAAAUGAAACAAUAUGGUCAUUUUCCAGUUAGCUAACUUACUAUCUGUGUCAAAACUUGACUCGUGUCCCAUGACUGCUUUACAACCUAUCCCUGGUUUGUGGAAUCCUCUAACAGAGGAGUUUAAAUAGGAGUGGAUGGUGCAACACAGCCAAUGAGAUGAAGUACAGGAGCAUCCUCUACUUUGGGCUCCCGCAUAGGUUGAUGCUGUUUAAGAAUUCAGGCUUCAGAGUUCACAUUUUAAAUGUCGGUGUGAUCGGGCCUUUACACAGGAUUUCCAGUGCAGCGGCAGGUGUGCUGUGUUUAUGAGCAGGUGUGUUUUAUGCGACGCUGUGUUUGAGGUCAGAUACUGAGGCAGACAGACAGAAGAAGGAAGACGAGAAUCUUGUAACAGCAACCAGGAUGUUGUCAUUGCAGUGUAUGUUUCCUAUUUAAAAAGAAGACAGUAUCCAAAAGCAUCAUUAGUGUGUACAACUUUACAGGUGACAGUGAUUACAAAGAUGUUUUAUAUUGUGAUGUAAGUGAUGGAUGUUGUCAUACCCUUAAACCCCAGCUUUUUCUGAUAUUUUCUCUUUGUUUAUAAUCUUUAAAGGGACACUUCAUCAGAAAGCUGAAAUAUUCCUUUCACUUUCCUUUCUUCCUGGACUCCUUAGAAAAACAGUUGUUUGGAGAAGUUUGCCAAUUCAGCCAUAGGUUUGUCUCCAACUUAACGAUAGAAUACAUAAAUGCUGUUCUCUCCAACAGAAUAUGUGAGGUCAGUUCAGAGUCAGAAAGCAGGGAGUUGUGACACAUUCAAACCUUUAUUAUAAAAAUUUCCAAGAGUUGCCAUGUUUUAUUUUCAUAUGAUGACGAUGAUGAUAUUGAUAAUACUAUAUGAACGGUUGAAGAAUGAAUCCUUAAAUCCUGCAUAGUUUUCUUAAAAGAAUCAUAGAUUCAUCUGUUGUGGGGUUUUUUUUAAUAGUUUUUCACACAGCCCACAGCCAUCAAAAUGCAUUUAAAGCAAAAUGUCAAAGGGAUAAAUCUGACAUCUUCAACACAUGAUAUUACCAGUAUGGAUUUGUUCAUAAUGGAAAUGCAUACAUUGUGUACAUACAUGGAGGCUGCUCGGUGGCCUUUUUUUCUUGAGUUUCUUUGCUUUUUCCAUGUAUUAUAUGCCAGUAAUAACAACAGAACUUGUACUCGAACCUCAGAACCUAUCAUGUAAAACUUGUCUUAAGAAUCCAUGAAUACAUUUUCAUACAUUUACAAACACACACAUACAUACUGUAUGCAUCUAUGCCAAUGAGUACACCCUCUCAGGACUGCUGUUAUGCUUUAUUUUCUCCAUAAGUCCAGAGAAAAGCAGUUCUGUGGUCCGACAAGUGAAAGAAAGUGAUUUCUUUGACAUGCUUGGGAACCACUCACCCUUCCAGUAACACCAAGUUAAAACGGUCAUAAGUUAAGGGUUUUUUUUUGUUUUUUUUUGGUUGUUAUAAUAUUUACUCUUUUUUUUAUAUGUACACUGUUUUCUGCUACUCUUCUUUGUUUUAUGUGUUCUGUCUCUAACCGUACAUGGUUAAUAUUAAAGUUGACAAGGUUAUGCUUUAA